AUGAUAAAUUUAAAGAAUUUAGAUUUCCAUUUAGGAAAUUUAACUGAGUCCAACAGAUGUUUAAAUCAUGAAGAGAAAUUAGGCGUGGUAUUUGGAAUGACGAACUUAGAAGAAGAAGUAAAGAAAGAAAUAUAUUUUUGGGGUAAAAUUGAAGGUAUAGAAAAUGACUAUUAUAUAGCAUACCAUUUUAAGGAUGAUGAUUUUUUUCCUAAAAAGGUAUUUUAUUAUUGUAAUGAUGAUUAUAAAUUUCAUGAUUUAAUAAAAGGUAAUGAUAAUUUGAUUGAAAAACUUGAGAGAAAAAUGCCAUUUACCUUAUUCAAUGGUAUACCUAAUAGUUUUUAUUCAAAGGGUUCGAUAUGUAAAAGGAAAGAAAAUGAUAAUAAUAAUGAUAAAUAUACUGAUGAGACUGAAACAGACGAUGAAAAUAGCGAAAGUAAGAAAAGCGAAAACGAAAGUGACGAAGAAAAUAACGACGAAAGUAAUGGAGAAAGUGGUGAAGGAAGUGAGCAAAGUUGGAAUGACAAUAAUUUAGUUAGCGAUAGCCCAGAAAAUGAUAAACAUGAAUAUAAAAAUAAAGGCAUAAAUGAUAAUGAUAUAAAUAACAGCAAUAAUAAUCGAAACCAUAAAAACAAAAGUGAAAGAAAAAAUGAUAUAAUAGAACUUGAAAGACUAUCUUAUGUCAUAAGAAAAAUAGACAACGAAACUUUUAUCAUUCCUCAUGACUCUAUUAAAAUAACAAAUAACAUGGAAAUGAAAUUUUCCAAUUUUUCAGGGCUAAAUAUUAUUGAUGCACUAAAAUUAACAUCAUGGGUUCAUUUUAGAUAUCCUAAAAACCUAACGUCGGAUAAAAUAAAAAAUUACAAUACUUUUUUUUUAAAUAACUUUUUAGAUACUAUUAAAUCAGAUAUCCCAUCAAAUGCGUGGAAUAUUAAAAUUAAUAAAGAAUUAAAUAAAAUAUCCAUAAUAAAUUUUUUGUAUCCUGGCUACACAUUUUAUCAUACUCUCAAUACACCUUUUUAUGCUUCAAUUUACAUAGGAAAUGGCUUGCCUAACCAUGACCUACCUUUUUUAUUACCAUAA
Molecule: messenger RNA, 1080 nt
Organism: Plasmodium berghei ANKA
Lineage: Eukaryota; Apicomplexa; Aconoidasida; Haemosporida; Plasmodiidae
Product: radial spoke head protein 9, putative
Exons: 1
Coding region: 1-1080 (359 amino acids)
Biological process (GO): motile cilium assembly; axoneme assembly; cilium movement involved in cell motility
Cellular component (GO): axoneme
Source: RefSeq, a predicted model, not a curated record